Molecule: messenger RNA, 719 nt
Organism: Heteronotia binoei (common prickly gecko)
Lineage: Eukaryota; Metazoa; Chordata; Lepidosauria; Squamata; Gekkonidae
Product: probable N-acetyltransferase CML1
Exons: 1
Coding region: 9-674 (221 amino acids)
Molecular function (GO): N-acetyltransferase activity
Source: RefSeq, a predicted model, not a curated record
CCGGCGUCAUGGUGCCUUUCCACAUCCGCGAGUACCGAGACGAGGAUUACGAGACGGUGCGUGACUUGUUCGCCACGGGGAUGAGCGAGUACGUGCCCACGCUGUGCGUCCACACGCUGAAGCAGCCGUGGCUGAUCCUCCUCCUGGCCUGCACCUUCUGCCUGCUGCUCGCCAGCUCCAAAUCCCUCCUCCUCCCCAUCCUCGCCGUCACCCUGCUGCUGGCCGUGGGGCGGCAGCUGCUGGGCUACGUUUGGUCCAGGUACAUCGACCGCUGCUUGCAAGAGGACCUCCUGGACAUCCAGGCGACGUACAUGGAGGGCAAAGGCUCCCGCUUCUGGGUUGCAGAGUCGGAUGAGUGCGUGGUGGCCACGGUGGGAGCCCGGCCCUCCGAGGAACACCAAGAGGCGCUCAUGCUGAAGCGCAUGUCGGUCCGCAAGGACUAUCGAGGCCUCGGCAUCGCCAAGGCCCUGUGCAAGACGGUCCUCUCCUUCGCCCGAGAGCGCGGCUACCGGUCGGUGGUGCUCAACACCCUGAUGGUGCAGCACGAAGCCCGCGCCCUGUACAGCAGUGUCGGCUUCCGCGUGUACCACCGCUACGUCUUGCCCACCUUCUACGGCAACUUGGCCAACUGCGUUGUCUCCAAGCAUCGAUACGACAUCCCUUCCGCGGGCUGAGAAGUCGGUUGGGACUUUGGCUGUGGCUGCUGACCGGACUUGGCA